GUCAAAGCUGAUCUGACCAAAGAAUUACCAGAGAAGAUUGAAUACAUGAUUCAAGGGGAGAGGAUAACAGUGGAGUACACUUACCCUUGGCUUCCGCCUCGUUGUGUUUCUUGUGGAAGAUGGGGGCAUUAUGAGACGUUCUGUAAAGAGAAGAGAAAAGAGAAAGAGGUAGAGAAGAUGACAACAAUAAUAGAGGGAGAUCAGAGUAAAGUAGUAGAAGGAGAUAACAGUGUUGCUGAAGAAGGAAGAAAAAAUACUGAGCAAGAAAUACAGAUGAUGGAAGUAAAUAAUACAAAAAAGAGAAGUGAAAGAGAUAUGGAAAUAAAAAGCACAGAAGAGAAGGAAGAUGAAGUGGUGCUGGAGGAAGGGGAAAUAAGUGAGUGGGAAACAGUCUUGGGUGACAAGAGAGUAAGAAGUCCUACAGUAACAACUUUGAAGUAUGGACAAGUGAGUAUUGCUACCCCAUCAAGAUUUGAUGCGUUGAGGAAUACUGAUGAAAAAGGCGAAAAGAUGGAAGUGGAGCAAAUAGAAGAGGUAGAGGAGAUGAGAAAUGAAGAAGCAUAAGACAUAUUGCAGAGUAUGGUGGAAGAGAGUAUCGAAACAAACAAGAAAGGCAGAGCGAGGCAG
This is a messenger RNA of Brassica rapa (field mustard), 627 nucleotides long. RefSeq lists its product as uncharacterized. NCBI's taxonomy places the organism in Eukaryota, Viridiplantae, Streptophyta, Magnoliopsida, Brassicales, Brassicaceae. The record is from RefSeq and is a predicted model, not a curated record.